This is a messenger RNA of Amorphotheca resinae ATCC 22711, 1701 nucleotides long. RefSeq lists its product as hypothetical. The record is from RefSeq and is a predicted model, not a curated record. The coding region runs from base 1 to 1701 and encodes 566 amino acids. Gene Ontology annotation, biological process: transmembrane transport. Lineage: Eukaryota; Fungi; Ascomycota; Leotiomycetes; Helotiales; Amorphothecaceae. The transcript has 2 exons. Gene Ontology annotation, molecular function: transmembrane transporter activity.
AUGUCUAAUCUAGAUGCUGGCUUGCCAGCGGGCGCUGAGAGCCCAGCGCCUUCAUCAACAGUCGCUCCUACACAUGACUCUCGAAACGAUGCCACUGGAUCUCCCUCUCCCCACACGGAGGAGGUACAUCUCUCGGAGAAGGAGGGGAGAGACCCGAACCUGGAUAUCAAUCUCCCUUACAGAACCUUGAGCCCUCAAGCGAACCUCAAUGAGUACACGGUCGAGAAACCAGGUGGGGAGAUGGACGGCGGGCUUGAGCCAGAUGGACACUCUCAUUACAAGCUCGUCACCUUCACACCCGAUGACCCGGAAAACCCAAAGAACUGGUCCAAGGCGUAUAAGUGGUAUUGCACGAUGGUAGUGGCCGUCACCUGUUUCGUCGUCGCCUUUGCUUCCUCGGUCAUUACAGCAGAUAUCGAGGGCGUGGAGAAAACGUUCCAUGUUUCUGAGGAAGUUGGAUUCUUAACCAUCACAGUUUUCGUCAUUGGGUUCGGAGUGGGUCCGAUGGUGUUCGCCCCCCUCUCAGAGGUUGUUGGUCGAAGAUUGAUCUAUGGUACCACCUUGUUGCUGGCUGUCAUCUUUACCAUUCCCUGCGCUGUGGCCCCCAACAUCGGUACUCUCAUCGUCUGCCGUGCUAUCGAUGGAAUCGCCUUCUCAGCCCCUAUGACGCUCGUCGGAGGUACUCUUGCGGAUCUGUGGAAGACUGAAGAGCGUGGUGUGCCCAUGGCAGCCUUCUCAGCAGCUCCCUUUAUUGGUCCUGCUAUCGGUCCCCUCAUCGGUGGUUUCUUGUCCGACGCGGCUGGCUGGAGAUGGCUGUACUGGAUCCAACUCAUCUUCUCCGGAACAGUUUAUAUCUUCAUCACCUUCACGGUCCCUGAAACCUACGCGCCCACCAUCCUCGCCGCUCGUGCGAAGAAACUGCGUAAAACCACCGGAGACCAGAGCCAUGUCACGGAACAAGAACUCGACACCCGCCCAUUCUCCGAACGUCUACGUGUCUUCCUGAUUCGACCCUUCCAACUGCUCUUCCGGGAGCUCAUCGUCUUCCUUGUCUCCAUCUACAUGUCGGUCUUGUACGGUUUGCUCUACAUGUUCUUCGUGGCGUACCCCAUCGUCUACCAAGAAGGUAAAGGCUACUCCGCAGGUAUCACAGGUCUGAUGUUCAUUCCCCUCGCGGUCGGUGUGCUAGCUUCUGCUGCCUGCGCGCCCAUCGUCAACAAACACUACUUGAAGAAGGUUGCCGAGUACAAUGGAAAACCCCCUGCCGAAGCCCGACUGUACCCCAUGAUGGUCUCCUGCUGGUUCAUCCCCAUCGGUCUCUUCAUCUUCGCCUGGACCUCGUACCCGCGUCUCAACUGGGCUGGUCCCGCAUUUGGCGGUUUCCCCGUUGGUUUCGGCUUCAUCUUCCUCUACAACUCCGCCAACAACUACCUCGUCGAUUCCUACCAGCACCAAGCAGCCUCUGCCCUCGCCGCCAAGACCUGCAUCCGUAGUUUCUGGGGUGCCGGUGUCGUGCUGUUCACGGUCCAGAUGUAUCACCGCCUGGACUACCAAUGGGCCAGUUCCCUGCUCGCCUUCAUCAGUCUCGCGUGUUGCGCUAUCCCUUACGUCUUCUACUUCUUCGGCGCGAGGAUCCGUAAGCGCUCGAAGUACGCCUACUCCGGCGAUGACGAGGAGACCUUGAAGACGGGUGCGGCUUAG